AUGCGUAACCGCGUACUGCCACUGCUCGCUCCGGUGUUUCUGUCAAAGCUAUGGAGAAGGCGGAGGACUAAAGCGAUAGAGAAGUUGCAUGGGAGCGCGUCGGAGACUUCGGCGGGCGCGGGUGGAGGCUCGUCCGGUGGCAGUGCGCGCGUGUCGUCGCGGUCGAGGGCGUCUGAGGAGCCGCAUAUUGGAAAGUACAAACUGUUGAAAACUAUCGGCAAAGGCAACUUUGCGAAGGUGAAGCUAGCGAAACAUGUCCCCACCGGCAAGGAGGUUGCAAUCAAGAUCAUCGACAAAACUCAACUCAACCCUGGCUCCCUGCAAAAACUGUUUAGAGAGGUACGGAUAAUGAAAAUGCUCGACCACCCCAACAUAGUGAAGUUGUUCCAAGUGAUUGAAACUGAGAAGACCUUGUAUCUUGUUAUGGAAUACGCGUCCGGCGGUGAAGUGUUCGAUUAUUUAGUACUACACGGGCGUAUGAAGGAGAAGGAAGCGCGAGCCAAGUUCCGUCAGAUCGUAUCAGCAGUGCAGUACUGUCAUCAAAAACGGAUCAUUCAUAGGGAUUUGAAGGCGGAAAACCUCCUCCUCGACGGUGAGAUGAACAUAAAGAUAGCGGAUUUCGGCUUCUCGAACGAGUUCACACCCGGCGCCAAGCUGGACACGUUCUGCGGCUCGCCGCCAUACGCCGCGCCCGAACUAUUUCAAGGCAAGAAGUACGACGGGCCCGAGGUGGACGUGUGGUCGCUGGGCGUGAUCCUCUACACGCUGGUCUCCGGCUCGCUGCCCUUCGACGGCUCCACGCUGCGGGAGCUGCGCGAGAGGGUGCUGCGCGGCAAGUAUAGGAUACCGUUCUACAUGUCUACCGACUGUGAGAACCUAUUGAAGAAGUUCCUGGUCCUAAACCCGGCGAAAAGAGCUUCGCUGGAGAGCAUCAUGAGGGAUAAAUGGAUGAACACGGGAUACGAGGAGGAGGAGCUGCGGCCUUAUAUAGAGCCUCAGCAGGACUUCAAGGAUCAUAAACGGAUAGAGGCGCUAGUGUGCCUGGGUUAUAAUCGACAAGAGAUCGAGUACUCUUUAGCCGAAGCUAAGUACGACGACGUGUUCGCUACGUACUUGCUUCUCGGCAGGAAAAGUACAGAUCCGGAGUCGGACGGCAGCCGGUCGGGGUCGUCGCUGUCGCUGCGCAACACGGCGGCGCCCGGCCAGCCGCAGCAGCCGCAGGCCAACUCGCACGCCGUGGGCACGACUACUAGCGCAGCCAAUAACACAACGUCAACUGCCACUACAACUACGUCCAAUUUUAAAAGACAAAAUACAAUUGACUCGGCUUCCAUUAAGGAAAAUACGGCACGGAUUGCUCAGAUGCAGGUACAAAAUACAACGCGGCCAACAAGCGCUCAGCCCAAGCUCGAGCCGCGCUCGCGCACGCUCACGGGCGGCGCGCGGCGCGCCGAGCACGCGGCGCACGCGGCGCAGGUCGCGCCCAAGAUGUCGCCGCCCAAUGAUAAUCCCAGUACACAAACGGGCCAAGACGCGAAGGGGACGGGUAACGGCACGACCCCCACAAUAAACAAGACGCACGUGAAGAGCGCCUCGAUAUCGUCAUCCAGCGGCGCCCCGCCCAUGGGGGCGGAGCCCCAUAACGCGUCGGCAAGGGACCUAGCGCAGCCCCGGCCGAGCUUAAACUCAACACUGUCAACGGUGGGUGGUGUGUCAGCAACAAACACAGGCGCUGCCCGACGGGACUUCCCCGCGAAUCCCACUUCGUUCCCAAGGAAUGUGCCGUCUAGAUCUACUUUCCAUUCGGGACAAACCCGAUCCCGUGGCGGUAGCGCAGGCGGCGCGUACGGCGACAGCGGCUCCCCGCACCAACCUCGUACGUCAUUCUUCUCCAAACUAUCGUCGAGAUUCUCUAAGCGACUAUCAGUGUUGGGCGAGUCGGCCGGACGGCAGAAACCGCGCAUAUUUUCCUCUCUGGACAUACAGCGGAGGCCUAUCGACGGUUCCACUCCGAAGCAUGCCGUAGGCGCUAGUCCGCAAGCCCUGCUUGGACAGGGAACUGAGGAACAAGUGAAACCGCGUGUACUAAGAUUUACGUGGAGUAUGAAAACUACAUCAUCAAGGGAUCCUAAUGAGAUCAUGGCUGAAAUACGUAAGGUGCUAGACGCGAACAACUGUGAUUACGAGCAACGCGAACGAUUUCUACUGUUGUGCGUCCACGGCGACCCCAACGCGGACUCGCUCGUCCAGUGGGAGAUAGAGGUGUGCAAGCUGCCUCGCCUGUCCCUCAAUGGUGUUCGGUUUAAACGGAUAUCCGGCACAAGCAUUGGCUUCAAGAACAUUGCGUCGAAGAUCGCGAACGAACUCAAACUG
Brenthis ino (lesser marbled fritillary) is the source of this 2373-nucleotide messenger RNA. The record is from the annotation of a GenBank genome assembly. NCBI's taxonomy places the organism in Eukaryota, Metazoa, Arthropoda, Insecta, Lepidoptera, Nymphalidae.